AUGCUGAGUCCUCCGUUAAUGGUGGUGAUGCGCAUCAUCACCAUCAAUUCAUGCAUAAUUCACGUGUUCACCGCUGAAGCAUCUACAUCGCGCAAGAGUCGGGACAAACCCGACCUCAAGAUUGCGCCCAGCUCAGUCUACGAUGCAAAAGAUCCUGAUCUUGAUUCCUCAUCCAUCUGCCACUAUGGCGAGAACCAGAUAUCAUCUCCCUUGCAAAAUCUUCUAGCUGCAUAUUUGUGCCCGUUGGGCCGAGCCAGAAACACCAGCGAGGCAGGAUGUUUUGCUUUGUUUCCGAAUUUCGCCACACCGCCGUAG
Molecule: messenger RNA, 315 nt
Organism: Fusarium verticillioides 7600
Lineage: Eukaryota; Fungi; Ascomycota; Sordariomycetes; Hypocreales; Nectriaceae
Exons: 1
Coding region: 1-315 (104 amino acids)
Source: RefSeq, a predicted model, not a curated record